AGAACGCGCCGCCUCUUUUUUCGGACGCGUCGCCAUUUUGUGUCUCUCUCUCGGCGCCGCCGCCGCCGGCUGGCCUCUCACGGACACGCGGGCGCCGCCAUGGGCUUCGGAGACCUGAGAUGCGCGGUGGGGCUGAAGCUCCUCAACGAUUUCUUAGCCGACAAGAGCUACAUCGAGGGGUACGUCCCAUCCCAGGCUGACGUUGCCGUGUUUGAAGCAGUUGGAACUCCUCCUCCUCCUGAGCUAUUCCAUGCACUCAGGUGGUACAACCACAUUAAAUCUUACGACAAGCAAAAGACAAGCCUGCCUGGAGUGAAGAAGGCUUUGGGGAAAUACGGCCCUGCAGAUGUUGAAGAUGCCACCGGUACAGGUGGAGAUAGCAAAGAUGAUGACGACAUUGAUCUCUUCGGCUCAGACGAAGAAGAGGAGAGUGAAGAAGCGAAAAGGUUAAGGGAGGAGCGACUCGCCCAGUAUGAGUCAAAGAAAGCCAAAAAGCCAGCACUUGUUGCCAAGUCAUCUAUCUUGCUGGAUGUGAAACCUUGGGAUGAUGAGACGGACAUGGGCAAAUUGGAGGAGUGUGUGAGAAGCAUUCAAACAGAUGGCCUCGUCUGGGGAUCUUCAAAACUAGUUCCAGUUGGCUAUGGAAUCAAGAAGCUUCAAAUUCAGUGUGUAGUUGAAGAUGAUAAAGUUGGAACUGAUAUGCUUGAAGAAAAGAUCACUGCUUUUGAAGAUUAUGUACAAUCAAUGGACGUUGCUGCUUUCAACAAAAUCUAAUACCUGAUAGCCUCCAGAAUAAAAAUUGCAGAAGUUAA
Eublepharis macularius is the source of this 812-nucleotide messenger RNA. RefSeq names its product eukaryotic translation elongation factor 1 beta 2 (gene EEF1B2). Lineage: Eukaryota; Metazoa; Chordata; Lepidosauria; Squamata; Eublepharidae. Gene Ontology annotation, cellular component: cytosol; eukaryotic translation elongation factor 1 complex. The record is from RefSeq and is a predicted model, not a curated record. Gene Ontology annotation, biological process: translational elongation. Bases 100 to 774 code for a protein of 224 amino acids. The transcript is spliced from 6 exons. Gene Ontology annotation, molecular function: translation elongation factor activity; guanyl-nucleotide exchange factor activity.